GCGCAGACGGGCCCCGGGCCGGCGCGGAGGCGGAGCUGACCUCGCUCGCCUCUCCUUUCCCUGAAGAGCCGGUGGUGGCAGCGGCGUCGGCUGCGAGGCGGGCGAUGGCGGCGGGGCUCCCCCGAGCCGGCGCGCCGGCUGUGAGCGCCUGAGGAAGGGCGAGCCCGGCGAGCGAGGGAGCGCUAGGCCGCGCAGAGCCCCCCCCGGCUCCCCCCUCGGAGAGCGGCGCCUUUGGGGAGGGGGCUCGCGGGCCCCUCCCCCACUCUGGCGGGGGGGCGGCGCGGGCAGGGGCGCCCCCCGGGCCCGGGCCGCGGAGGAGGGGGCUGCCUGCCGGAGGAGGCGGCGGAGGAGGGGGCGCGCCCCCCCCGCCCGUCCUCGGCGGGGCGGCCCAGCCAUGUUCUCGGUGCUCUCCUACGGGCGGCUGGUGGCCCGCGCCGUCCUGGGCGGCCUCUCGCAGACCGACUCCCGCGACUACAGCCUGGUGACGGCCAGCUGCGGCUUCGGCAAGGACUUCCGCAAGGGCAUCCUGAAGAAGGGCAUGUGCUACGGCGACGACGCCUGCUUCGUGGCCCGGCACCGCACGGCCGAUGUGCUGGGGGUGGCCGACGGCGUCGGAGGCUGGCGAGACUACGGCGUUGACCCGUCUCAGUUCUCAGGGACUCUGAUGCGCACUUGUGAACGUUUGGUAAAGGAAGGACGGUUCGUGCCCAGCCACCCUGUGGGGAUCCUCACCACAAGCUACUGUGAGCUGCUGCAGCACAAAGCCCCUCUGCUCGGGAGCAGCACAGCCUGCAUCGUGGUCCUGGAUCGGAGCACUCGGCGUCUGCACACCGCCAACCUGGGCGACUCGGGCUUCCUGGUGGUCCGGGGGGGCCGCGUGGUGCACCGCUCUGACGAGCAGCAGCACUACUUCAAUACUCCGUUCCAGCUCUCGAUAGCACCGCCCGAAGCCGAGGGGGUCGUCUUCAGCGACAGCCCGGAUGCUGCCGACAGCAGCACCUUCGAUGUUCAGCUGGGGGACAUCAUCCUGACGGCCACAGACGGACUCUUCGACAACAUGCCGGACUACAUGAUCCUCCAGGAACUGAAAAAACUAAAGAACUCAAAUUACGAAAGCAUCCAGCAGACGGCAAGCAGUAUUGCUGAACAAGCCCACGAGCUGGCCUACGAUCCAAAUUACAUGUCUCCCUUUGCACAGUUCGCGUGCGACAAUGGACUGAAUGUAAGAGGUGGGAAACCCGAUGACAUCACUGUUCUUCUCUCUAUAGUAGCUGAAUACACAGACUGACCGGCUGUAAUGCUCAGCUUUUAAAGACUGGUGUGUCUCCCACUGUACUCAGCUUCACAUGGACUAUUUUCCUGCGGGCAGGAAUUUCUCUCUCUCUCUCUCUUUCUCUCUCUCUGUGCAUCUGACCUCAGUGGCUAAUCACACCUUACGUCCAUUGCCUGUUUUAAGAUGCAGUCAAAACCCCUGGCCCCAAACCUCAGCUGGAGGACACCUGGGGAUACCUCCAAGCAAGAAAUGAAGAAUUUUUCAAUACUUGAAGCCUGUCUUUCAAAAUUGACUCGUAGUUAUUGCAUAGAAAGCAGGGUGGAGAGGGGACUGGAGAGGGAAUAAUCUUACUUACAGCUCUGAAGAAAAGGUGAGCAAACAAGAACGCCAGAUCGGCUCUGCAUAGUUUAAUUGGGGGGGGGAGGGGUUGUUUCAAAUCAGCAAAGACAACCUCUGCGAGGUCCUGAGAGGGCAUGGCUAGAAAAAGGCCAAUUCUCACUGGUGGAAGGUCAGUACAUCCUGCCCUUGGCUUAACGUGUUGGGAAGCUUGUGUUUGUAGCUGAAGUCUCUGUAGGCUUUCCAAGUGCAGUGAGCCUUUUGGUCUCUCUCUAUACAUUUCCACCUGGGCAACUUGGAAGAUGUGCCAGCUGUGGCGUCCUGGGAGUUGAAGUCCGCACAACUUCCAAGUUGCUCUGGUUGAAAAAUAUCGGUCUGUAUGGUAUUAGCCAGGAGCUUUGUUACUCAAUUUGAAACACACAACCCGUCGUGAAUUGUGGUAUGCACGUGUGCGAGAGUGUUUGUGAAGGUGCUAAACUGUUAUAGCAGUGGGAAUGUUGGCCUGCGGGGGCCCUUUCGUAGCUGGGUUUUUCUCCCAGGUCGUUGCAGAGAAGCCUAAAGAUGAAAGAGGGAGAUGGAGGAGCGAUGCUGAGUGGGCUUCCGGCAGCCGUCAUGCUGCAUAAGUGGGCAGCGCUUGGUGGUGGUGAGUUUGCGUACAGGAUUCCCCAAGAAAACAAAUGUUUACGGGCUCUUAACUGCUAAUUGGCAAUAUCGCAGAUUUUAUUUUUUGGCAGUGACAAAACACUGCAGUCCAAUUUCUCAGUAGCUAUAAUUUCCCCUGCCCCAUUUUUCUAAGCUUGUGUAAAAAUAUAUAUAUAUAUAUAAAUAGCUGUUUUUAUUUAUACAUAACGCCUAAGAAGUAUGUAUAAAAAUCUCGGUCAGUUUUUCAUAAUUUUUUCUUUUUGUGUUUGCAGUAGGAAAAACAAAAGUCCUUUGCAACGAAAAGCCAUGUUUUAUAGAGCAAGUUGGGUCACGUUGAUGUUUAGUUGAUAAUCUUGGCGAGUAAAAGCAACAGUCCCUUUUUUAAAAAAACAAACAAACUCACAAAAAGGGUUUUUUUUUUUUACUGCCAGGUUACCUCAGCCUGUUUUAAAUAUUAUUUUUGGUGGUUGUACUGUAUAUUUGCAUAAUUGUGUCCGGCUUUUAUUUAUAAUGAACAUGUACCGUGUACAUGUGGCUGUUUCAAUGCAUCCUGCUUUUAACAGGCAUUUCAUUUGCGACGAUCACGGGCAAAACAAUUUCAUUUUUAGAAGCUGUUCCAACCAAUUUUUCCAGUGUUUUUUUUAAAUCACCUGUUUGUUUGUUUUUUGUCCAGAUGCCUUAACAACGUAGCUUGAUAAAACGGAUCGGUUUGGGGGGGUACGGAUACAGGGUGGCAUACAGUGAAAUGACGAAAAUCGUAUAAUAUGAAAACACGGCCCAUUGUAACGUUGUACAAACCAUUUCAACCCCUCCUGUUCCUGAUGCUGAACCAGCUGGACCUAAGUAUCUUCUGCUAGAAAUUGUAUAUUAAUGUGUCUUUAUGCAACCUCUUUCUUGCUUCGUCGGAGGAGUAGGUAGCUCUUAAUGGGGAGUUUGUGUUUUGCAGGUGCCAUCUCUUAUUUCGAGCAAACCCCGAGGAGCUACCAACUCUCUCACCAUUUUUUCCAUUGUCCUGGGUCUCUAGCGAUCUUGAAGCAGGCGUUAUUGUUGCUGCCCUCUCUUCAGCCUUUCUGUAACUGUUGGCUAACUAUAGAGGGGAAGAUGAUUUAAACACUGUUUGUCAACCUCGGCAGCUUUAAGAUGGGUGGACUUCAACUCCCAGAAUUCUAUGCUGGCUGGGGAAUUCUGGGAGUUGUCCACUCAUCUUAAAGCUGCGGAGGUGGAGAAAUGCUGCUUUCGAAGUAGCCGUGAAUUCCUAAGCCUUGGUGGGCUAUUCUUGGUUUUGUUUCAUUUAAAGCAAUUUCUACUCUUAGCCGUAUCUGCCAAGCCAUUUGUUCCUUAGGACUAUUUUUUUUUAGCCAUGGUCAAAUUGAACUUUUAAACUUGCAUUUUCCCCUUCCUCCCCUCCCCUCUGGGACACCAAAGACUCCCGUCCAGUUUGUAGCUUUUGGCCAUCUGUUUUUCAAAAGCAAUACUGUAUGAUAAACAAAUUCUGUUGCAUGCUUCAGAUCUCUCCCUCCCCCCUUUUAAGGUGAGCCUUCAAACCCAAAAGGCUCCGGUUUCUUCCUGGGAACUUAAAGCUGUCUGCGCACAAGAAUUUUAUUUUUUUACAAAUAAAAAAUAAAAAAAAAAAAUUAAAAAGGAAAAGGCGAGUCUCCUGCCCUUGGCAGCAACGACCUUCCCGCUGGCCCCCCAAGCCGUGGGUGCGUUUUCUCGGGGCGCCCUCCGGGGUUAGGAUUUGGCCACAUUCCAUUUUCCCUUCUCUUCAGUCGGGGGAUACCUGGACGGACGGAGGAGACCUAGACCCCCAACCUGCUUUGGGGGAAGGGGCACGUGUGAGAACCUCCCCAAUUCAUUGGAGCAGCUUCAGGGCCCACCUUUGCGUUUUCAGGUGUGAAGAGGGAGGAGGGGGCUCUGCUGCUCCUUAAUGAGAAGGGGGCGCUCGUCUUGGGCUCCGUUUUCUUUGCUCAGGGUGGGGGGAUGAAAGAUCGCCAGCGGGAUCCAAAGCGACCUGGAAGGCAGCAAACUGACUUCUCGAGGGUGGGGUGGGCAAAGACCAGGUUUUCCCAGCGCCCCCCCCUUCUCUUUUGCACCUCUGCCCUCAAAAUCUGCUGCAUUGCAGAGGUGAGACUGCCCCCCCCCCAAAGCUGGGAGUGGGAGCCUGGACAUCGUUGCCCACCUCUUCCUUGAAGCGGGGGGGGGGGCUUGGCAGCUUCCUAGUGCCCCCCCCCUUCUGCAGAAGGUUCCCUUCUGCUUUCUUAGGAGCCCCUCCGUAUCCUGCUUGAUUCCCCAUCCGAAUAGGGGAAAAAAAAAAAAAGCAACUGGGAGAGAAGGACAUCGCGAUUUAAAAACCGUCCACAGUGGAAGCAAAGAGAAUAAAUUACGGGAAUGUUCUUUCCCGCGGAAAACCGGACUCAAUCCAGACCUGGGGUUUUUUUGGGGGGGGGGGUUGCAUUUUUAUUUUGUUUUAUUUUUCCUUCUCCUGAGACAAGGAUAGCUUAUCUAAUGAGGAUGCCGUUUUCUUGUUAAAUGAGACUAUCGUGACCUGUAACUUGCCUAAAAAAAAGGAAAUUUAAAUUAUGUGAAUUGAAUGUCUGGAGUAUAAUUUGUGCAAGAAUAGGAUCUGUAAAUACAUUUAAAUGAAUUGUAAAGAUAUUUAAUAAAUAUAGUAUUUAUACAA
Molecule: messenger RNA, 4931 nt
Organism: Crotalus tigris (Tiger rattlesnake)
Lineage: Eukaryota; Metazoa; Chordata; Lepidosauria; Squamata; Viperidae
Gene: PPTC7
Product: protein phosphatase targeting COQ7
Exons: 6
Coding region: 395-1288 (297 amino acids)
Source: RefSeq, a predicted model, not a curated record